AUGAUUAUCUAAUAAAUACGUCUUGACUUAUAUAUUCAUGUGUCUGGAUUAUACCUAGUGUAUGUCUAGAACGCUUGGUGAGUAUCUUAUGAUAGUACACGUAGAAGCAUCUCAGCUUGGACACCUGAAAUAUGUGACGAUGAACUCAAAGUAGAUGGGAGUUGUCAUUCACACAAGCAUCAUCAAAAAACCUGCCCGGUAUUGUCAAUGGUCAAGGACGAUACAGAGGGAAGAACCUCAUCAACGUUAUUACAAGGUCGACAAAAUCGUCACCACGGCAACGGUACAAAAGGAUUUCCGGUUCAUGCCGAGCGAGCAGCGCCCUGAAUCAUCGGGACCAGGCGGAAUAGACGAAAAUCUAUUUUCAUAGACAUUCUGCAUGUAUAUAUAGAGCAUACUUUUGUGAAACCAAAUCAAUGUUUAAUAUCAUGGCAUUCAAUAGCGUUCCAUCUAAUCGGCAUCAUCCUUUGUGCACGUCACCAACUACGUCACCAACUACGUCAUAUGACGGGUAUCAGACUGGAAUGGAUGUUCCCGACAAUGUUUCUAGGGUAACAAGAGGAUCAUCCGUGUCAACUGGGAAUCAAAACAGGGACAAAGUUUCCAGAUUGGCAAGAGAGUAUGGUAUUGUUGUAUCUAAACCCAAACACCCAAACUAUGCAAUUAAAGCUGUCCGACUCAACACCUUCAAAGACUGGUCGCCAUCUUCUACUCAAUCGGCAGAAGAUAUGGCAGAGGCGGGAUUUUUUCAUCCAACGGAAAAUAGCGAUGCCGUCUACUGCUUCUACUGUGGCAUAGGUUUAAAGGAGUGGAAGGAGGGGGACACCCCUUGGGGGGAGCAUGCCAAAUGGUCGCCUGACUGUGUGUUUGUCCGUAAUAUCAAAGGUCCGGAUUUCAUCGAGACGGAAAGGCUAAAAGAAUCUGAUCCAAAGGAGUUUCAUGUUAGAGAGACCAUGGAACGAAAAGUUGAAACGGACGGAAUGAACGGAAAUGGGAGUUCAAAUUUAGAUACCAUGAAUAACCCAGCAAUUUUGAGUUUGAUCCAGAAUGGAUACAAAGAAGCCAUGGUUAAUCAAGCUCUAGUUUAUCAUAGGAAAAGACACAGAGGGAAAUCAUUUUCGGCCAAGGAACUCUUAGAAAUCAUCUUUGACAUAGAAGACAACAACAUACAAUCGGACGAAGUUAAAACAGAUGUUCCAGUUACAUUGACAGACAUUGUACAGCAACAGAGCAAUGACCUGUUCUGUCGGAGAUGCACAUUUAAUCCAGUGUCGGUAGUUUUUCUGCCCUGUGGACACCUGUGUACCUGCACGGACUGUGCUCCAUCAAUCAAACACUGUAUGCUGUGUAAACAGUUGGUCAAGGGAACAGUUCGCACGUACAUGGCGUAAUUUUUUAUGAGCAUCGAAAGCUGUUAAUAUAUUACGUUAAAAGAAUCUUCCAGUGUACUGUGGUUUUCAUAAGGAAUGGUUGUGUUGAAGAUGAUUUUCAAGAUAUCUGGCAAUUAUUAAGAAAAUUCCCUUACUGUAUUUUAUGUUGCUGUCAUGUCUUUAUUUUGAAUUUACCGGGUGCAUGUAUUUUACUGCCACCCAAAAUUCAAAAUUUAAAACAUGACAUUGCCAUGUUUUAAAAACACCUUUAAGAGUUCUCAAAUUCCACUAUCUACAUACUAUAUCAUAGACAGUGUUUCUUAGAAAUCUCCUUUUUUUUAAGUACUGUAACCUUUAAUAUAUAAUAAUAACCAUAGAAUUUCCGUGCAAUUAUUUUUUCAGUAUUAGUUGAUUAAUCAUAAACAGAAAAUCACUAUAAAUAUAAUACCUCUUAUGAUACACUACAUGUAAUAAUUGUAGCUUAAUUUACUAAAUGCAUAUUUUGUUUACUAACUCUUGCAUAUAAAACUAGAAUAGAAUAUUGUCUUUUUCUAUUAAAGUUUUGGAUGUGAUAGCAUUUUCUAUUUUCAUGUAUUAAUUAAUCGGUUUGGAAUUUUAAAUA
Messenger RNA from Magallana angulata, 1992 nucleotides. RefSeq names its product baculoviral IAP repeat-containing protein 7-A-like. The transcript is spliced from 7 exons. Lineage: Eukaryota; Metazoa; Mollusca; Bivalvia; Ostreida; Ostreidae. Gene Ontology annotation, biological process: regulation of cell cycle. The coding region runs from base 417 to 1391 and encodes 324 amino acids. Gene Ontology annotation, cellular component: spindle microtubule; cytoplasm; nucleus. The record is from RefSeq and is a predicted model, not a curated record.